AUGCCUAUACAGUCCAUUGAUACCCCAAUGAACCUGGAAAAAAUAAAUCCGAGAGCCGAUUACCUACGAAGAAAAUCAACGGGCAACUCAACUAUCCAAACCAAACCUCAAAGAAGAUCAUUAACGGGUAAAGCGAGCAUCAAAACCUACGAACCAAAUUCAACUCCUCAAACCUACCUCGAAGCCUUAACGGGCUCGUGUCACGAUUUUUGCAAGUAUGGAAUAAAACGCGCUUUGCCGGUCAAGCCAUGGCGCCCGGUGGGUCGAAAGCUGGACAAAAAUGAAAAUUUCUUGCCAUUAAAGAUAUCAUCUGAAGAUCAAAGAGGAAAGAGGAUUUCAACAUCUCCAAGAAAACAACAACCAACUGUUUUGGUAAAACCGGAACCUCGAAAAAUAGAUGCAUUUGGUAAACAACCGAAAAAACCGUUUCUAAAAAGUGCAAGCAACGCACGAAAUGACAAGAAAAGUAGUUUCUCACAUGCAAGUGGUUCGGUUUCACCAACAAAUAUCAUAAAUAACAAGAGCUUCCGGAAGAAAACAACCAAAAACGGUGCUGAAAAAACCGAGAGAGAGAAAACCAGAGUUGAAGAUGUUCCGGAGAAGAUCAUACAUGUGAUCGAAUUCAAGCCAGAAGAUGAAGACCAUUAUAAGGACAGUGCCCAAGAAAGCAACAAUUACAUAACAUUUACUAAUUUGACCACAAAUCAGAACCUGACAUUUACACUCAUAGAAGAAAACCAAAAAAUGGCUACAAGGGGUUCAAGAGUUACCAUUCCCAAAGUUGAAGAAAAGGAUAUGGCACCCAAAAGGAUGAAAUUUAGGAAAGGAAAAGUUGUUGAGAUCGAAAACGGGAAAAGCGUUUCUACUAACAGAAGCCUUAGGAAGCUAACGUCCGAAGAUAAGUUUGUUAAUGAGAAAAAUGACAAAAAAAUUGUUCUUAGGCAUCGGGCCAUGGAACCAAAAGACGCGAAUUUGGUUUUGACAAACAUCAUGAUUGAAGAGACGGCGAGUAAAUUGGUCAAGAGAAAGAUGAGUAAGGUGAAAGCUUUGGUUGGCGCUUUUGAAAGUGUCAUCAAUAUUCAAGAUUCUUGA
This is a messenger RNA of Striga asiatica, 1092 nucleotides long. NCBI's taxonomy places the organism in Eukaryota, Viridiplantae, Streptophyta, Magnoliopsida, Lamiales, Orobanchaceae. The record is from the annotation of a GenBank genome assembly.